Diutina rugosa is the source of this 1065-nucleotide messenger RNA. RefSeq names its product polyubiquitin-binding protein. The transcript has a single exon. Gene Ontology annotation, cellular component: VCP-NPL4-UFD1 AAA ATPase complex. NCBI's taxonomy places the organism in Eukaryota, Fungi, Ascomycota, Pichiomycetes, Serinales, Debaryomycetaceae. The record is from RefSeq and is a predicted model, not a curated record. The coding region runs from base 1 to 1065 and encodes 354 amino acids. Gene Ontology annotation, molecular function: polyubiquitin modification-dependent protein binding.
AUGUUCUCUGGAUUUGGUGGCGUGUUUGGCGGCGGCUUUGGCAUCCCCGCUGCCUCAAAUAAGUUCGAGGAGCACUUUCGAUGCUACCCCGUGCUGAUGAUGGGAGACGGCAUUCGUAAGGAUGACGCCAACUUCGGUGGCAAGAUCUUCUUGCCGUCGCUGGCGUUGAACAAGUUGACGAUGCUCCACAUCCGGUACCCCAUGCUUUUCGAAUUGACCAACGAAGCUACAAAUACCCGCACCCAUCUGGGGGUGCUUGAAUUCGUUGCCGAGGAAGGGCGAGCCUACAUUCCUCAGUGGAUGAUGGAAACAUUGGGACUUAACCCCGGUCAAAUCGUGAAGAUUGCCAACUGCGACUUGCCGCUAGGGCGGUUCGUCAAGAUUGAACCCCAGCUGGUGGACUUUUUGGACAUCAGUGACCCCAAGGCGGUGUUGGAAAACGUGUUGCGUAAGUUCUCCACAUUGACGGUGAAUGAUGUCAUUGAAAUCAACUAUAACGACCAGAGCUACGGUAUAAAAGUGCUUGAAGUGAAACCCGAUGAGUCGAGUCACGGGAUUUGUGUGGUGGAAACCGAUUUGGAGACUGACUUUGCCCCUCCCGUGGGUUACGUGGAACCCGACUAUAAGCUGACGCUGGUAUCGAAGCUGGCAACCCCAGCCCCCAUUGACCCGUCUAAAGUGAACCGCGGGGCGGGGGCCGCCACCAUGGCCAAGCUGAUUAACUACGCUAACUUGGUGUCUAACGGUAAUAAGUUCCUGGGGUCAGGACAAAAGCUUUCCGGUAAAGCUGUGGACCCUAACCAAGGUAAGAAGGUGCUGGUGGACGACUUGGACCCCGAUGCCCCAGCAGUGCCGCUUGACCUUCCUCCCAACCAAUUAUUCUUUGGGUUCCCCGUGGUGCUCCCGACGCCGUCGCCCACUGACGACGAACAACCCCAGGCGACGCGGCGGUUCGAAGGCAGUGGCCAGCUGCUUCGCCAGAGCCGCAAACGCAAGGGUCAGAACGACAACUUGCCACUGCCCAAGGCACAAAAGCUGCCGCCAGAAUACAUUGAGAUCGAUUAA